Messenger RNA from Aspergillus puulaauensis, 1500 nucleotides. RefSeq names its product FAD-binding oxidoreductase. The record is from RefSeq and is a predicted model, not a curated record. Gene Ontology annotation, molecular function: Delta24(24-1) sterol reductase activity; FAD binding. NCBI's taxonomy places the organism in Eukaryota, Fungi, Ascomycota, Eurotiomycetes, Eurotiales, Aspergillaceae. Bases 1 to 1500 code for a protein of 499 amino acids. Gene Ontology annotation, cellular component: cytoplasm; membrane. The transcript has a single exon. Gene Ontology annotation, biological process: steroid metabolic process.
AUGGGCCUCGAGCGACACAAGACGGCCGUCUCGCGGAUCGCCUCGGCCAUCCGCGGCUUCUACGAGCGCAGAGAACCCUUCCGGAUAAACCACGGGUCCACAAACAGCACGCGACCGAUCCGACGCCAGAACCAAGUCGACAUCAGCGACCUGCGCAAUGUGCUGAGCGUUGAUCCGGCGACGCGGACGGCGCUCGUCGAGCCCAAUGUCCCCAUGGACCGUCUUGUCGAGGCGACGCUGAAGCAUGGGCUUGUACCGCCCGUUGUGAUGGAGUUCCCCGGGAUAACUGCGGGUGGAGGCUAUGCGGGGACGGCGGGGGAGAGUAGUAGUUUCCGGCAUGGGUUUUUUGAUCGCACGAUUAACUACGUGGAGAUGGUUAUGGCGGAUGGGACGGUUAUGAAGGUGUCGGAGGGUGAGAAUGCGGAUUUGUUUCGCGGGGCUGCUGGGGCGGUUGGGACUUUGGGGGUUACGACCUUGAUGGAGCUGCAGCUUGUUGAGGCGAAGAAGUUUGUCAAGGCGACGUAUCACCCGCAGCGGAGUGUGAGAGAUUCGGUGGCGAAUGUGCAUGCUGAGACGCUGAAUGAGCGAAACGAUUAUGUCGAUGGCAUUGUGUAUGGGCCGGAACAUGGUGUUGUUGUUGCGGGCGAGAUGACGAAUGAUAUGCCAGACACUGCAAAGGUGCAGACGUUUAGUCGGGCUUGGGAUCCGUGGUACUAUCUGCAUGUCAAGGACAAGACGCGGACUGGGAACUCGCCGGUGGUCGACUAUAUCCCGCUGGCCGAGUACCUAUUCCGGUAUGACCGCGGUGGGUUCUGGGUUGGGCAAGCUGCGUUUGACUAUUUCCAUUUCCCAUUCAGCCGGGCAACGCGAUGGUUCCUGGACGAUUUCCUGCACACACGAAUGCUGUACAAGGCUCUUCACGCAAGCGGGGAGUCAAGCCGAUUCGUUGUCCAAGAUCUCGCGCUCCCGUACUCCAACGCCGAGGCGUUCAUCGACCAUACCAGCCAGAACCUGGGUAUCUGGCCGCUCUGGCUAUGCCCGCUCAAGCAGAGCCCUGCACCGACAUUCCACCCGCAUUCCAGCGUGGAAAGCCCUGGCUUCACGGCGGACCAGAUGCUGAAUAUCGGCGUCUGGGGAUUCGGACCGAAGGACCCGGAGGAGUUUAUCACUGCCAACCGGGAGCUCGAGCACCGGCUGCGCGAGCUCGGGGGGAUGAAGUGGUUCUACGCGCACACGUACUACGGCAAAGACGAGUUCUGGAACAUGUACAACAAGGAGUGGUACGAGGGCCUGCGACAGAAGUACAACGCGACCACUCUUCCCAGUGUCUACGACAAGGUCAAGAUUGACGUGGACGCCGACCGCAAGGAGCGCGAGGAGUCGUGGAGCCGCAAAGCCCGCGGGAUCUGGCCGGUUGGAGGGCUGUGGGGGAUUAAGAAGGCGAUUGAGAGCAAGGAGUACCAUAUCCAUCGCAAUUCCACCUGGAAGUGGAAGCAAUAA